Xiphias gladius (swordfish) is the source of this 3487-nucleotide messenger RNA. RefSeq names its product chromosome 16 C2orf69 homolog (gene c16h2orf69). Gene Ontology annotation, cellular component: mitochondrion. The record is from RefSeq and is a predicted model, not a curated record. The coding region runs from base 408 to 1424 and encodes 338 amino acids. Lineage: Eukaryota; Metazoa; Chordata; Actinopteri; Istiophoriformes; Xiphiidae. The transcript is spliced from 3 exons.
UCUCUGGAGCCAGUAAAAAAAAACAAACAAAAAAAAAACAGGCGCACCAAUACCAAAGUUUUGCUCUGGCAGCUACGGCUUGUAGCUGUGUUUUUGGUAAACAGCGCCUCUUCGUGGACAAAACAGACCCAAAACUGUCAAAAUGAAUUAAUGUGUAAAAUUCAUUUAAAACUGCUACAAUGCAAGACAGACAACGGUGAGAAGACGGCGUGCCCUGCUAAGUGUUCCGGCUAUAGCCACAUAAUAAGGUUCCCCGACCAUGUUUUGACGUGAGCUGCCGAUUAUGUGAUGUUGUGUUGUUAGCAAAGAAGGCUAUCGUUAGUUGAGCGGCUAGCUAACAGCGGCAGCAGCAUGGAGUGACUGCGCUGAGGAAGAAAACGCCAAAUCAUUUUCUUAUUUUAGAGUCCAUGCUAUCCACCCGAACAGUUGCGUUGGUUUUCCCUCUAAUAACGGUGGCAAAAGCAAUGACCUCUGUAGCAGCGACGACAUCCUCUGAGUCUCGGGGGCUGCAUGCAGCAGCCGGCCGGGAAGCCUGCUCUGGGAGCCCGAGGCAGAGGCUGCAGAAGCUGCCUGCCGUGCCCGGUUGCGUCCCGAGCCGAGUUAACGACCUGCUGCUCCUGCGGCCUGACGCAGACAAUCAGAGUACUUCAGAACCAGAGGAGAGGAGCAAUAACAGGCAUGUUGUGUUUUUCCACGGGGAUAUUCAGAACUUCCAGGAGGAGAUGGCUCUGCAGCCUGAGGGAGCCCAGUGGCUCUCCUGGAGCCUGGAGCAGGUGGCCUUCACCCUGGGCCGACGUUUCCCUGACCAAUAUGUUUGGGUGGUCAGAGCCUCGCGCAUGUAUCUCCACAAGUUCAGCUGCUACCACAACUUUGUGGAGAGCAACAUGUUCGGGGCACCAGAGCACUCGACGUACUCACCAGACUUUGGAGCGUUUCGCCAUCUCAGGGCCCUGCUGAGCCAUGGCAUGGAGCGAGCCGACCUACCAAACCCCCUCCAGCCAGAAGGAGGCGCUGAUGGCAUCCCCUCAGGGUUCUCACUGGCACUGGUGGGCUUCAGCAAAGGCUGCGUGGUGCUGAACCAAAUGGUGUACGAGCUGGGUGGGGCCCGCGCUGACCCGCAGAUGUCUCCUUUUAUUAAAUGCGUCUCGGCCAUGUACUGGCUGGACGGCGGACACCCGGGGGGCAGUGAGACCUGGGUGACGGACAAGCAGGUGUUGAAGGAACUUGCCGCCAGCGGAGUGUCGAUUCACGCCCACGUGACCCCUUACGAGGUGUGCGACCCCAUGCGGGCCUGGGUGGGCCGUGAGCACGGACACUUCAUCAAGACCCUGGAGGAGUUUGGGGCCUGUCCAAGUAAGAAGCUGCACUUUGAGGAUGAGCCUCCCUCCAUUGAGAACCACUUCAGGGUUAUCCAGGAGUUUUGAGUUUGGUUCAGUGUGGCUGUGAGCACGUCAGACACCACACACACAUCAAAAACCUGAGCUGUUUGUUUUAACGUCACUGAGCGCUUUAGAUUGCCUAUUAGAAUUCAGAUUGUGUGUCUUAUUCGCUGGUCUUACCUCAGUUUUAUGGCAAUUUAAGGGCUCAGACUCUCUAGAGCAUGUGACAGAAGCUGAUGUGUUGUACUUUGUAUUUCCUUUCUACUGCUAAAUGCACUUAAUCUGAGGUGGAACGAUCAAAGAGCCUUCCCCCUUCUCCCCUAUGACCCAGAGUAGGAAUAUGCAGGUAUGAAAAAAGGGAUCUUGGAUAAUUUUAACAUCCAGUGUCUUCCUCCCUUAUUAUUUCCCUCUUUAGGCUAAGUGUACAUUUUUACAUUUGAUUUUGGCUCAAACUUUGAGUUGCUGCAGAGCAGUCGGUUUUGAAACAUGAAUGAUUCAUGUAGUUUCAGUUUGACUAUGCUUAUGAGAGAAUUUCCAUAAUUUAAGCUGUGUAAGUGUUAGUUUAACAUUGUGACUUAUUUAAAUUUCUGCCAUGAUUUUACAUUUAAUUUAACGUAUGUCUGGCUGAAGCGGAGCAGCUUAUUACAUUCUCUUUAUACCUGCACUUGCGUUGAGCUACUUUUAGACAUGUGAAUGUCCGAAUGUCUGGACCUGACUCUGCAGUGUCAGGUCCGGACUUCAUCAGUUGGUCUCAGUGGUGAUUCUUGAUUGUAUUUUAACUGUGGCCAGUUAAUUAAGCCAAGUACUUGGUCAGAAAGUUAAAAAACGGUUCUGUCAUUCCUUCAGUGCGAUCCCGAUGGUGGAUUUGCCACCAAUAAUUUGUCAGGCCUUUUGUGUUUAAAUGUCAGAUAGCUUCAAUCUAAGAACAAGGAUGCAACAAGGAAGCUUUAUUUUGGUAGCAUUUUUUUUCUUUUUUUAAAUCUUAGCCAGCAUAUUGCCGCCAUCAUGACAAAGACAAACAAAUCUGCUCACUUCUCCUUGUUAUAGCAGUGAACUUAUAACAGCUGAUUUCAUGAUAAACUUUCCUUGUUAUUACACGUCACUUUUUUCUAAAUCUUAACUGAUAAUGUUCAAUUGCUGUCUUUUUGAUUGGAUCUUUUCCUCACACCUUUUACAGUUUUGUUUUGACAAUAUACAAAAUUACCUUAUAAAUAAAGUUAAAACCAGAAAAACUAAUGAUGUUUACAAUGUAAAGUUUUUUGUUAAAAUGAAAAAAGUUGGCCAGUUGUAUUAACAAGAAGGUAUAUCUUAAUUUUCUUGUCAAAAUAUUUGUUCCUCAUGGUUGCAGAAAAAUGUUAUAUAUACUGUACUGUUUUUAUCUGACUGCAGCAAUCUGCAUUGCAAAAUGUAAAAAUACACAUACUUGCUAGUUUUAUCUCAGUUGUGUGGUAAAAUCAAGUGGCUUUUACAGAUUAGACUGCUGAUGACCUGCCAGUUUUAGCAACAUGUGUAUAAAUCUCUAUGUCGUAUUCCAGUCUGUAUGAUCUCUGUGUAAGCUUCCAUAGCAUCUUUGCACUAGGCUGCAAUUGAUUUUGCUGAAUGUAACUUCAGAGCAUUCCAUUCUGUUUACCGCUUGCUGUGUGUUGCACUAUUUAAAAACCCUCUGAGUGUAUAGGUAGGGCAGAUAUUAGACUUAAGUAAUUUAUCUAGGGCACAGCCAACAUAACAUACAGUGUAUGAAAUCAUCUGCUCGGUAAUUGGUACACAUCAACACCAUGCCACUUAGUCCUGCUAACAGUUAGCAACACAGUUACUGGAACGCAGUCUUGAGUCAGCAGGUGGCAGCAGUGUGGAGAAAGUAGAAAAUCAGGAACUGGGAAAAUGAGAAAAACCUGUUUAUUCACUGGACUCGCUAAACAAAAGACAUCAAAUGCUCCAUCAGAUAUUUUCUACAAUCUUUAAUGAGCUUUUUCAGUUUGCUUUGUGAUGCCUACAUAUUAGCCUGCAGUUGAUCAGAGUACAAUACAGAUUAUGUCUUUUUUUUAGUCAUUUCAAAUGCAAUCAGAAUGCUCAUACAUUAAAAAAAAAUAUAAAAUGCAAAAUAAACA